Molecule: messenger RNA, 1721 nt
Organism: Artibeus jamaicensis (Jamaican fruit-eating bat)
Lineage: Eukaryota; Metazoa; Chordata; Mammalia; Chiroptera; Phyllostomidae
Gene: GNGT2
Product: G protein subunit gamma transducin 2
Exons: 3
Coding region: 1374-1583 (69 amino acids)
Biological process (GO): G protein-coupled receptor signaling pathway
Cellular component (GO): heterotrimeric G-protein complex
Molecular function (GO): G-protein beta-subunit binding
Source: RefSeq, a predicted model, not a curated record
AAGGGGAGGAAAGGACAGAGGGUGGGCGCUUCCUAGGGAAGCCCGGGGAUGAGUCACCAAGAGACAGGAGAGCGGAGGGUGGAGAGGAUACGGACACCGGGCCUGCCGGGGGCCUGCAGGGUGGCCGAGCAGCAACAAUGGAAGACAAGCAAUGCAACAGCAACAGGAGUCAGGCUGGACACCAGGAAGACACAGCCAGCGGUCCCCUGAAGUGUGUUACCAAGGCUCUGCAGGGCUGCAUGCAAUGAGGGCCUGGUGUACAGGCUCUGCCCGAUUGAGGCAAGAGGAGGUGAAACGGACCGAGUGUAAUGUGAGGGACCCAGAUGAGACAACAGAAAGGACUUGGCUUUGAGAAGUACGAGGUUCAAGUUCCAGAGGAACGGGUCCGGUUUAGGAAGCAGCAAUGGACAGAGCCCUGAGUGCCUUCAGGAGGUAGGUGCUCUAUUUCUUGCACCAACCAGGAGUUAGACUAAAUGGCCUCCAGGGUCAUGUCCUAGCUCAGAUUCUGGGAGAUUCUGAGCCUACUAGGAUGGGUCCCGGGCCCACUCCCCACCCCUCCCAGCACCCAGCCUGCCAUCCUAGAGGCAGAAGAAAAAGAGGAUCCCUCACUGACCAUAUCGGUCCCUCGACAUCUGCUCCUCGUAGGGUCCCCUUGUCAUGGGACAGAAGCUCAGUGUCUGUCAUCUUGGGUGGUCCUGGGGGGAAUCCCAAGAGAAGGAUCAGGGCAAGUGCCCUGUGCUGGGGGAGACUCACGCCCAGGGCUCAGAGGGAGGCAGGGAGGCCAGGAAGCAUGGGUAUGGGUGUUCAGGACGGCCAUGGCCCCAAGUGCUAAUUGACAGAGCAUCCUGUGGGAGCACAUGCAGACUGAAUGAGUGAACGAAGAGGGAGCUGGAAGAACCCUAUGAAAUUGGGGGCUCCGGUCCAGCACACAAAGGCUUCUUGGGUGAAGGAAGCUAGGAGCUGAUCUAGGACUCGGGUCACUGGGGAGGAAGUGCAGUGUCAGAGGUAGGGGAGGGGAGGGCUUGGGAGAGGAAGCCCUGGGAGGGGAGCAUGCAGGGCUGGACAGUGAGAACUGGGGAAAUAGGCUCUACCCAGAGCGGUCGGUCACUAGAGGAGUGGAGCUCACGCCGGGGGCAGGGUGUCCACCCCAGCAGCAGUGAGAGCUUGGAAGCUCAGGCCGAUGGAUGGGCUUAGAACCUUGAGCCCGUGAUCAGCUUAGGCAUCAGAGAUUUGGACGUCCAGACCAUCUGCUUCAUCCAGAGACUGUCAGCUGAGCAGGAGCUGAGAGGCUCAAACACCAGCUUGCCUGGGCCGGGCAGGAGUGACUUGAAGUGCACGCUCUUUCCUGGCAGGACCAGUCUCUCCAGGGUGGGAUGGCCCAGGAGCUCAGUGAGAAGGAGCUAUUAAGGAUGGAGGUGGAGCAGCUGAAGAAGGAAGUGAGGAACCCAAGAGCUCUGAUUUCCAAGACAGGAAAGGAAAUCAAGGAUUACGUGGAGGCCCAAGCAGGAAACGACCCUCUUCUCAAAGGCGUCCCUGAAGACAAGAACCCCUUCAAGGAGAAAGGCGCUUGUAGGAUAAGCUGAUGGCGCCUGAGCCCCUCACCCUGACGGGCCCUUCUCGGCCGCACUCCUCGCCCAGAGCCAACCGUCCCAGAAGCCCCAGCGAAUCAGUGAAUUCCCUCCUUCUCUUAGUCACGGAAUGAGUAAAGCUAUCUGGCUGCA